AUCGUGUUCAACUGCAGUGAAUUAUAAAUAUUAACUGACUUCUGACUUUUUCAUUGGAUACUUUGUUCUGAGAUGUAUUAUAAGAGUAAAAUCUUUGAUUUUGUUCAAAAAAUUUUUUUUUUGGAAUAGGCGGUCGGGCUGGUUAAAGUUAAUCUGUCAUGCCAAAUUGCAUGUCAAAAUUGCAUCUUUUCGUUGGUAUUGGUGUUGGAGGAACAAACAACAAUGUGCUGGUUUGGAAACAGAGCUUUGCCUUUUGCAAUCCUCUUGGCGGCAACUGGGGCGGCCAUUCAGAAAGCAAUUAAAUCUUUUGGUGGACAGGGGAAAGCAAUUGUUUUGCAAGAAAAGCACGAGCAAGAUUUUGUUCAUAAGGCUGAUGAUGGUCUUGCGAAUGAGGAUAGUAUCAGUCGACUGCCAGAUGAUUUGCUGUCAGAUGUCCUUUCACGUUUGGACUUGAUAGAGGCUGUUGGGACAAGAAUUUUGUCAAGAAGGUGGAAAAAUGUUUGCAAAGUUAGGUCUGAACUCCACCUAGAUUGCCUUGACAUGUUUAGGCCUAAUUGCUCUCACGAUAUGGGUAGCCAUUGGGUACAGUUUAGGUUUUUGGAAGCUGUAGAUCAGUCUUUACAGCUUUAUUCAGGUCAAAGCAUAACUUAUUUGAGAAUUUCAUGCUGUUUCAUGAAAGAAUUUGAGCCCAAAUUCACUCAAUGGAUGCAGGUUGUAGCUACUUUAGAUGUUCAGGAACUUGACCUCAAAUUUAUCUGUUCUUCUUUGCCUCUUUGUCAAUGUGCAAAAUCCAACAUGGGUGAGCUUUUCCCUGUCUCAUUUCGGCUUCUUACUGCAGUAGCUACAAUGAAACAUUUGCGCUUAUUGGCUUGUUCUUUGCAACCAAGUUUCCCUACCCAAUUUAAUUCCCUUGAGGGCCUUUAUUUAGACUUGGUUCACCUGAGUGAUGGAGAAUUACCGAGAAUGUUGUCUUCUUGUGUUAACCUUCAGACUCUUAGACUCGGAUUUUGUAAACUUACUCCUAAGCUUUCUAUCUCUGGUCCGUGUCUCCAAUUGAAGUUUCUGUAUGUUCAUUCCUGUCCUGGUUUGGAGGAGAUUGAUAUCUGUGCUGGCAACCUGAUUACUUUUUCUUUCUUUCACAAUGGCCCGAUAAAGUUUUCGCUCUGUGUUCCCAAACUAGAAGAUGCACGCAUCACCUUCACUGGCAAUGGUUCCAUACCUUAUUUUUUUGGAGAAGUUCUGAAGGACUGUCCUAAGUUAAAAAACUUAUUAUUCCAAACAAACAGUGACAAGCUAAAAUAUACACCUGGAAAGAUGGAUAUGUUCAGCAAUCUUAGGACAUUAUAUUUUGUCCCAGGAAUGAAGUCUCCACCUGAUCUACUGAAUGUUGUGCCUAUUUUGGAGGCUUGUCCACAUUUAGAAGAAUUUCGUCUGCAGUUACUUUGUCGAGGUUUCAAUGAAGAAAGAGGAAGAGAAUGGCCUCCCAGACGCCUUGGUCAAUUAAAAGAAGUGGAAUUUAAUGGAUUUCACGGGACAGUAAAUGAAAUUCAUUUUGCUACUUAUUUGGUAAAAAAUGCUCCAGCACUUGAACGACUGUGGAUCCGCUCACCCUAUAGGUUCUAUUGUGGUGAUUAUCAUUUACGAACUGGAGGCGGUUGGUACAUGGAUGAGCGAGUCGAUACUCUGCAUGAAGAAUUAAUGAUGCAAGCCGUCUCCAGCAAACUGCAGGUGAAUAUUGUAAGAUCUCCAAGAACAGAACUCAAAAUCUGUGGGAGAGAAUAAAUGCAUCGAAUAAAGUGGAGGUGAAGAAUUAAUGAUUCAAGGCCGCUCCAACAAGCUGCAGGUGAAUAUUGAAAGAUCUCCAAGAACAGAACUCAAAAUCUGUGGGAAAGAAUAAACGAAUCGAAUUGUGCUGGAUUAUUCAUAUACAAGGUGUGCAAUAAUUAAGUCUACUAAUCAUUCAUACGUCAAUUGUAACAAUAAUAAGUCUACCAAUUGUAACAAUAAUAAGUCUGAGAAGAUGCAAACACUAAGUGGCUUUGAGAUCUUUUCAUUUGUCAAACAAUUGGUUAAUUAUGAUUACAGUAGCGAGUUAUAGUUGCAUGAUAUACAUCUGAGUUGGCAAAUUAAUUAUGCCAAACAAUUAAUUAUUCUA
This is a messenger RNA of Coffea arabica (coffee), 2155 nucleotides long. RefSeq names its product putative F-box/LRR-repeat protein At5g38386. The record is from RefSeq and is a predicted model, not a curated record. Gene Ontology annotation, molecular function: protein binding. NCBI's taxonomy places the organism in Eukaryota, Viridiplantae, Streptophyta, Magnoliopsida, Gentianales, Rubiaceae.